Molecule: messenger RNA, 2042 nt
Organism: Anas platyrhynchos (mallard)
Lineage: Eukaryota; Metazoa; Chordata; Aves; Anseriformes; Anatidae
Gene: FARS2
Product: phenylalanyl-tRNA synthetase 2, mitochondrial
Biological process (GO): phenylalanyl-tRNA aminoacylation
Cellular component (GO): mitochondrion; cytoplasm
Molecular function (GO): phenylalanine-tRNA ligase activity; tRNA binding; ATP binding
Source: RefSeq, a predicted model, not a curated record
UCCUCCCGCCCGGGCCGCCUGUCCCCGCCCGCAGCGCACGGGGCCGCGCCGCUUCUCGGAGACGCCUCCCAGGCGCCCGCGGCGGCCGGGCAGGGGCAGGGGCAGGGCGGCGGCGCAAGGCGCGGCGGGGCGCCUGUCCCUGAAGAGAAGGAAUGAAGCACUAACAGGCAAAGGAAGCAGGGCUGCGAAAAUAUUAUCUCCAGUUGCUGACUAGAAGUUGCAUACCUGUGAGUAACCACUUUGCUGUGAGGCAGACGCACAAGUGUGGCCUGAUGAACUGCACCUCAGGACUACAGAACUGCCAUUAGGUUAUAAGGGAGUUUGCAAUGGCAAUGCUCUGGAAAUUCAUGAGAGUAGCUAGGUAUUCUAAAACAGCUUUACCACCGAAAGUGAGAGGAAUUCCGGUCCAUUCGAGGCAUUUUUCUUCUUCCAAGUCUGUACCUUCAGAUUUUGCUGCCAGCACAACCUGCUUAAAUACUGUGGAACUGCUUGGUAAAUCUUAUCCCCAGGAUGACUACAGCAAUGUCACAGAGAAGAUUCUUUCUAAAGUGGGGAAGAACUUGCAUAACAAAAAGCAUCACCCUUUGUGGCUAAUCAAGGAGCAGGUGAAGGACCACUUUUACAAGCAAUAUACAGGACGCCGUGGGACUCCACUUUUUUCUGUCUAUGAUGGUCUUUCUCCAGUGGUUACAGUACAGCAGAAUUUUGAUAGUUUACUUAUACCACAAAACCAUGCCAGCAGAAAGAAAGAGGAUAACUAUUACUUGAAUCGUGAUCACAUGCUAAGAGCACACACAUCAGCUCACCAGUGGGACCUGAUACACUCCGGCCUAGAUGCCUUUCUGGCUGUGGGAGAUGUCUACCGCCGUGAUACAAUUGAUAACACCCACUAUCCGGUCUUUCAUCAGAUGGAAGGAGUUCGGCUUUUCUCCUGUCAUGAGUUGUUCUCCAACAUCAAAGAUGGUGAAAGCUUCCAGUUGUUUGAGCAAGGUCAUCGCACUGCACACAAGCAAGAAUGUCACACCAUGGAGGCAGUGAGGCUGGUGGAGUUCAAUCUGAAGCAAGUGCUCACAAAACUCAUGACUCACAUCUUUGGUGAUGGACUGCAAGUCAGAUGGGUAGACUGCUACUUCCCGUUUACUCACCCUUCCUUUGAGAUGGAGAUCAACUUCCAAGGAGAAUGGCUGGAGGUCCUGGGCUGUGGGGUCAUGGAGCAACAGCUAGUUAACUCAGCUGGUGCUCAGGAUAAAAUUGGCUGGGCAUUUGGCUUGGGUUUGGAGAGGCUGGCCAUGAUCCUGUAUGAUAUUCCUGACAUCCGACUGUUCUGGAGUGAAGAUGAACGCUUCCUGAAGCAGUUUAUUGUGCCUCACAUUUGCCAAAAAAUAAAAUUUCAGCCACUCAGUAGAUACCCACCUUUGAUUAAUGACAUCUCCUUUUGGCUGCCUUCUGAGACAUAUUCCAAGAAUGAUUUCUAUGAGUUGGCCCGAACCAUUGGUGGAGACCUGAUAGAAAAGGUUGUCCUACUGGAUGAAUUUACCCAUCCAAAGGUUUGUAGUAGGAUUUUUACUCAGGCAUAUGUUGCCACUCCACACUGCCAGAUUAUCUCUGGAAAUACCAUGUUGUCUCCCAUACAAGUUCAGCAGUCCUGGAGCAGGACCACUGAUAUGCACAGAGAUGAUCCUGUACAUAACAUCCAGGACAAAGAAGGUCAGCCAUUGCUACCGUAUUGUUUACCGUCACCCGGAGAGGACUUUAACGCAGAACGAGGUGCAUCGUAUCCAUCAAGCUAUUGAAGAAUCAGCAGUUCGAGAACUUGGGGUUGAGGGCAGGUUCUAGCAUUGUUGGUCUGAAGCCCUAAUGACAGUUGCUUUCUCUCUUCCCACCCCCCCCCUCCCCCCCCAUUUCUUUUUAUCUUUUUGGGGUGGGGAGUACAAGUAAAGAGGGAUUCUGUGACUGAAUGUAGCACAUGGAAAACAAUUGAUAAAUAAGCAAUGGUAAAACUACCAAAUAAUAAACAUUACUACUGAGAAAUCACUGACAAA